UUGAAGGUGUGGGGUGCCCCGGCGGGGCUCGUGUGACAGGGUGUGCCUUUGUGUUGAACCAUCUAGACUGGACAGAAACAAUCCAGCGUAUAUUUAUAUACUUGGGAGCGCUUCUAAUUGAAAUGGUAGUGCUCCUACCUUUAUAAAUAUCAACAUGGAUUUGGGCCUUGAUUGAUUCGAGAAAGCUAGCUGGUUGGUUGAGUCAGAGUUGAAGAGGUUUCUUCAGUUGAGGGUGAACUGAACUGCACCUGAUUCAAACAUUGCAGUUAGUGCAACAGGUGUGCGUGUGGCUCGUGGCUUUGACAGAAAAUAAACAGUUUCUGAAGACUCGACAAAAUGGGUCGUCAGUGCUUGCUUCCCUUGGAGCUGGCUGACUGCUUGACAGACAGCCCCUACUUCCGGCAAAAUCUGCAUGCUUAUGAAAAGGAGCUUGAAAACACCAGUGCAUCAAUUAAAUCUCUGGUGAAGGACAUCAAAGAAGUUCUUGAUGCCGCAAAACAGCUGUCGCGAUGUCAGCGGGCGUUCGCCAACAGUCUGGACAAGUUCCAGUUCGACUGCAUCGGCGGGUCACAGACAGAUGACGAGAUCGUCAUCGCUGGCAGUCUCAAACAGUUCGCCUCGCUCAUCAACCUGAUCGAGGAGGAACGCCAGAGAAUGCUCGAACACGGCCACAAACAGGUGAUCGGAGCACUGGACACAUUCCGAAGGACGCACAUCGGCGCCGCAAAGGAGGGCCGGAAGAAGUUUGAGAAGCAGACGCAGAAGUUUUGCUCCAGCUUGGAGCGGCACCUGAACCUGUCCACCAAGAAACUGGAGAACCAGGCCAUGAAAGAG
Molecule: messenger RNA, 834 nt
Organism: Amphibalanus amphitrite
Lineage: Eukaryota; Metazoa; Arthropoda; Thecostraca; Balanomorpha; Balanidae
Product: rho GTPase-activating protein 26-like
Exons: 4
Cellular component (GO): cytoplasm
Molecular function (GO): protein binding; GTPase activator activity
Source: RefSeq, a predicted model, not a curated record